Molecule: messenger RNA, 983 nt
Organism: Anopheles nili
Lineage: Eukaryota; Metazoa; Arthropoda; Insecta; Diptera; Culicidae
Gene: beta4GalT7
Product: beta-1,4-galactosyltransferase 7
Exons: 2
Coding region: 36-983 (315 amino acids)
Biological process (GO): proteoglycan biosynthetic process; carbohydrate metabolic process
Molecular function (GO): xylosylprotein 4-beta-galactosyltransferase activity
Source: RefSeq, a predicted model, not a curated record
GGUUCAAGUGAACAGCGUGCGUAAAAUGUGAAGCGAUGGUGAGCCACAUGCGUUCCGUGUUGAUGCGCUGCGUCGGAAUUUGUCUUUUCACAUCAUUCUUUAUCGCGCUGUUUAUCGGGGGUCUUCCAGCUUCGUUGGAUAGCUGCAACUGUGAAGAGAAUCAUGACCGGGAUGUACAGCACGAGAGAUUCCAUAAAAGUUUCCUUUCCGAGGAAAUGGAACGAAAAAGACUAGCAAUAGUUGUACCAUUUCGGGACAGAUUUGAUGAGCUGUUGCAAUUUGCUCCACACAUAGCGGCCUUUCUUGAAAAGCAGGAUGUUCCAUUUCACAUUUUUGUGGUGAACCAGAACGAUCGGUAUCGAUUUAAUCGAGCUUCUCUGAUUAACGUAGGCUAUCUGCAAGUUCGGGAAAACUAUGAUUAUUUCGCAAUGCAUGACGUAGAUUUGUUGCCAUUGAACGACAAUUUGCGUUAUAAGUUUCCCGAGCAUGGUCCGCUCCACAUUUCGGGACCAGAGUAUCAUCCAAAGUAUCAUUAUGCAGCAUUUAUCGGUGGAAUUUUACUGCUAAAGAUGGAGCAUUUCGAACAGCUGAACGGAAUGUCGAACCGCUACUGGGGAUGGGGAUUGGAGGACGACGAGUUCUACGUGCGAAUUAAAGAAGCUGGUCUUGAAGUGUCUCGACCAACCAACAUUACGACCGGAACAAAAAAUACAUUCCUGCAUGUGCACGAUCGAGUGCACAGACGAAGGGAUACAACAAAAUGCUUCAAUCAGCGUGAAAUCACACGGAAACGUGAUCGAGAAACGGGUCUGAGCACGAUCAAAUAUUCUAUUCACAAUCGUCGAGAGUUGACUAUCGAUGGAGUUGCAGUGACUGUACUGAAUGUUGAUUUGAUUUGCGACAAACACAAAACGCCCUGGUGUGAAUGCGAAACCAAACCAGAUAAUGUAACAGCAAAGGUUCCUAAGAAGCGGCACAGAUAA